Molecule: messenger RNA, 1718 nt
Organism: Daphnia magna
Lineage: Eukaryota; Metazoa; Arthropoda; Branchiopoda; Diplostraca; Daphniidae
Exons: 6
Coding region: 899-1648 (249 amino acids)
Source: RefSeq, a predicted model, not a curated record
CGUCACCUAGGCCAACCCUUUGGCUCUGAGAAUUAGGUAAAAGGGUUGGCCUAGGACAACCCUUUUACAAGCCAGCUUUUACAUGGGAUCACGGAAUACAACCGUCUUUUGUUUUCUCGUAGAGACUUUUAAGGAAAAAAACGAUUGUGUGGAAGGAGGAGGAAUCGGCUCCCAAAAGAUCUAGGAAGAAAGCUCCGGAAAGUGUAAUGUCUGAGUCAACAAAAACUAGGAUGAUAAAGACAACUUAUAUUGAUGGAAUUAAGUCAAACCCUCCUCAAAAAGCAACAAGUCAGGUAACUUGGCUGAAGCUGUUGAAAACCUAAGCGACCAAAGCAUCUCAAAUUAUCUUGAGCCCGUUGCUGGACCUUCAUUGUCUGCUGAAGACAACAUGGUCGCGCACGACUAAACGAUGCGUAUUCAAUAGCUGCGGCGUCACUUUUUACCCUACGAAGAACGGUACUUAUCGUCUAUUCGAUAGUUUGCUGUCAAAAUGGAAAAGUUGCAUGGUGGAAAAGUGAGUGAAAAAGCAACGACGAAAAUAGUGGAAAGAAAGUCGCAAAGUGCCAGUUCACUUCUAAAGUCUAGAGCCCGUCGAGAUAGAGGAAACGAGUUUAAAAAAUUUAAAAGGUUGAAGCAACCUUUUGCUGGGACAGGGAUGGUUAAACUGGGCCAUUAAAAAUCUCAGACCAACCCAAAAGGUGUUAAGGCCCAGACAAAAACCAAAGCAUUGAGCACUGCUCUUCAAGAAGAUUGCAAUUUUGGGAAUGUAAGCAACAGUGAAAUAGUUGAAGAACUCUGUGCUAGCACCUUAGUUGAAGAAACAAACGUUGAAGUCUUGACUGGUUCAAGAGACAUUCACCAGGAAAGAAGAAAUGUCCUAGAGAAUGAGGUGCUGACAAUGGAAUUCUUAAGCAAAGCAGCUGAAACAUCCUGCCUGUCUAGUUCACAACAUAGAAGAGCACGAAGAAGCUGGAAGCUCAGAAUAUUGGAACGAGCUGAGGAUUGGGAAAAUUCAAGGCAAAUUUUUUUUAAGCUUUUGUUGCAUCUAAAGCAUGUCACCAAUAUUUGCUCUAAAUGCUUCAUGAAGUUGACAUUCUACACCAAAUGCAAAAGUUGUUACAACAUAUAUUGCAAUGUCUGUGAUCAAGAAGAACAUUUUGACUCUCCGUUCCAUCAACGUUCCCUCUUCUCUGAAAACACUUCACAAAUCCUGCUGCCUACUCAGUUUGUUAACUCUGAUGGAAGAGUUAUAAGUCAAGAUGUAUCUGUGCCUUGUGUGGCACCAACUACGUGCCCUUCAUGUUUAAAAACUGGGACUUGUCAUGUUCAGCCUGGCUUGAAAAAGAUAGCCGUAAUUACUACAGAAGGGCGUUUCGAUUUAAAUUGGGCUGAAUUUAAAUGUUCCGUCUGUAAGGAGAUCAGAACAGUAACGAAUGCAGAUUUUGUUGCUUCCGGUUUGUGGCCUGGUUCCCCCAAGAUUGGCGGUGAAAUAGGACCGAAACGGAAUAGGACUGGAAAAAUAGGACUGGAAAUUUUCAGUCCUAUUUCUCCUGUAGAAAUAGGACUGGGAGAAAUAGGACAACUUUUUAAACACAAUUUAAACAAUCCUAUUUAUCCUUUGACCAGUCCUAUUUCUCCUUGGAUAUAAGGUUAUUUCUUUUGCCUUUAUCUUACAUAUUUAAGGACAAUGAGCCUCCAAACCGGUAGGCGAAAUUGAA